UUUAAGGUUCAUUUAUUAUUACUUAAUUUUUAGAUGUAUGUAUAAACAUUGGAAAUUUAUUGGAAUGUCAUGAAAUAUCAUGGAAAAACUACCACUAGUUUAAUUUUACGGAAAAAGCUUACUGAUUUGAUACAAAAUCAGCUAUUGAAUAAACACUGCUGGACACGUUGAACGUGGUACAAAAACUAGCAGUGAGACAAAUGUUAGGAAGAAGAUUCAAAAAUUUAAAAAAAGGGUAAAAAAAGGAGACGACAUAAAGAUACGACGAUAAGCGCGGAUGGACUCGUUGCAGAAUAUAUUUAACAAAAAAACCCCCGAGGACUGAUAAUAAAUUCAAUCUUUGGUUGAAGUCUGGACACAAAGAAUGUUUGUGGAUUUUAUUGCUGGCCUCAUGGGAGGUGCUGCUGGAGUACUUGUUGGCCACCCAUUAGAUACUGUGAAAGUUCAUUUGCAAACUGAUGACCCUAAGAAUCCGAAAUAUAAAGGAACAUUUCAUUGCUUAAAAAAAAUAAUACAAAAAGAUAAUAUUCAAGGUUUAUACAGAGGAAUAAGCAGUCCAAUGUCAGGAAUUGGAUUAGUAAACUCAAUCGUUUUCGGAGUAUAUGGAAAUAUUCAACGUUUGUCAGAUGAACCCAAUUCACUCCUUUCACACUUUUAUGCUGGUUCCAUUGCCGGACUAGCGCAAAGCUUUGUAUGUGCACCGAUGGAGCUGGCGAAAACAAGGCUUCAAUUAUCGUCACAGAUUGACAGUGGAAUUAAAUUCACUGGGCCCAUAAACUGCAUUAGAUAUAUAAUAAAAACAGAAGGUGUACGUGGAGCGUUUAAGGGCUUAACGGCCACCAUUUUCAGAGAUAUUCCAGGAUUUUCCAGCUACUUUGUAUCUUAUGAGUAUUUGAUGCGGCAAAGGGAAAGUCCUAAUAUCCCAUAUACUCUUAUGGCCGGAGGCUGUGCUGGAAUAGCGUCAUGGCUAGCUUGCUAUCCAAUUGAUGUAAUUAAAACGCAUAUGCAAGCGGACGCCCUAGGAAAAAAUGCUAAAUACAAUGGAUUCAUAGACUGUGCGAAAAAGGGCUUUGAAAAAGAGGGUACUCUCUUUUUCUUUAGAGGAUUGAACUCUACUCUGAUAAGAGCUUUUCCAAUGAACGCUGCUUGCUUUUUUGUGGUUUCCUGGAUAAUGGAUCUUUUUAAUAAAAAUGGAAUGGAUAUGGCAAUGAGCUCUGAUAACCCACUAUAUCUUGUAAACUUAGAAAAUACGACCCUGGCUAAUCUGGGGAACACGUCCUCAAAAAUUGAAGAAUUAGUAAGGAACAUUAUAACUGACAACUCUAUUUUAGUCCAAUUAAUUUCCACUCAUCAGGACAUAACGCCAAACCAAUUUACAAAUAAUAUUUAUAACGACUCUGAUAAUUUUAAAAGCCAAAUGGAGUCUAAAUAAAACUCAUAGUAAAAACCCAAAAUCUCAAUGUUAUCCUAUUAGUCCGUGCUACUCAUCAUCCACACUAUCCGGUUCUGGUUCUAUAGUUGAAAUUUUAUUUAUUCCUUGUACUGAACGAGUACAGGGGGAUAUUAAAUCCGUGUAGAUUUAUGUAAUAAGCAUGAGGACACGUUACCGACCCCAUACAGUCUAUAUACUAAUAUCUUGAUAAACAUUAUUAGUCGUUAUAGCCAAUUCUGUCACACUGUCUUGUCGCCUAAUACUCUGAGACUUAAGGUCUAGAUUUUUUACGAAGCUCCUUGCUGUCCGAGCAUAACUCCAGGGCAUAGCGUUGGCGGACUGUGGGACUGUACGGCUGUCUCAGUAGAAGCAUUAAAUUCUGUCAGCUGUCGGGAAGAGAUGCAUCCAAUUACAUGAUUUACUUUUUUGCCACGAACACGGCUUGAAUAUUUUUUAAAUUGAAAAUCGUCCUGAAUAAAGCGAAUUAUUUAAGUU
Drosophila miranda is the source of this 1927-nucleotide messenger RNA. Its product is annotated as mitochondrial basic amino acids transporter. Gene Ontology annotation, cellular component: mitochondrion. The record is from RefSeq and is a predicted model, not a curated record. Lineage: Eukaryota; Metazoa; Arthropoda; Insecta; Diptera; Drosophilidae. Bases 365 to 1432 code for a protein of 355 amino acids. The transcript is spliced from 4 exons. Gene Ontology annotation, biological process: mitochondrial L-ornithine transmembrane transport. Gene Ontology annotation, molecular function: high-affinity L-arginine transmembrane transporter activity.